Molecule: messenger RNA, 2077 nt
Organism: Limulus polyphemus (Atlantic horseshoe crab)
Lineage: Eukaryota; Metazoa; Arthropoda; Merostomata; Xiphosura; Limulidae
Exons: 4
Coding region: 42-776 (244 amino acids)
Source: RefSeq, a predicted model, not a curated record
AGCGGGAAGUUCGAAAAGAUUGAAUUACGCGCUAAAUCAAUAUGGCAUCAAAGACAGAUGAGAAUAAUCAAGAGGAAGCUGCCAAGAAUCAAAAAAUAGACGCGUUGAUUACAAGUCAGCGUUAUUUUGAUAUAAUGUGUAAAAUUAUGCAAAAUGAGGUUAGCAAAGCUGUUAAUACUACUUCACUAUCACCGGACCAGAAAUCACAUUUUGAAAAAAGAUUUAAUGAGAUAUUUCAGGCAGCCAUUUCAGGAAAUGUUACAUUAGGAAUUUCAACACAGAGCAAGGAGAGCAGCAGCAGUAGUAACACUGUGAUCAUGCAAGACAAGAGGAGAUAUUUGAAUGAAAUUCUUCUUCCAAAAUGGGAAAGAACGUUGGUAAAAACUACUUUUAAAAGAAAAUAUUAUCCAAGAGAAUGUGCAAGGCUGUUGCAUCUAAGAUUAAAGAAAGAAAAAAAAAAGUUGUUAGUGAAAGAAGCAAUUGAGAAUGGUGCUCUUUUGAGUUCUUUGCCCUCUGAAAGCUUUCCAGAUUCUGUAAAGGACACAAUACGAACUACAGCUGAGAAUUUGAACUCUUUCACAAUGGGUGUCCAGAGCAAGAUAGACAAAGUUGAUCGCCUUCUUAGGUCAAAGCAAAUUUUGGACAAGAUAAAAACUUGCAAGACCAAUGCAGUUGUGUUUGAGGAGAAUAGAACAAGUAAUUCACAAACACUGUCAUCUAUUAUGAGAAGAGAGCAAUUAAUUGUUAGAGGUUUUCAACCUCUCUUCCAACAGUAAUUUUUAUUCAAUAUUUCAUUGAAAAUAACUUUUCUUUUGUUUAAUUCCAGAAAAUUGCUAAAGAUGACAAAUUAUCUGAACUUUACUUAUUUGGUGAAAAAUGUGGCAAACUUGAAUGUUAAAAUGAAAAAUUUUGAGAAUUAAACUUCAAAAAUGUUAACUCAUCAUUUUCAUUUUGUGAUAGUAACCAAACAUUAUUUUAACAGACUUCCUCACCUAAUAUUAAUAAAGUUUCAAUGGGCAGCAUUCUCUGUCAUCAACAUGUAUGGGUUGAUAUUACCUUGGAACUAGAGCACUAAACUGGCAAGGAAGUUUUUUCCCUAAUAUUGUUCAAUAUGUCUAAUAUGAAAAAAAAAAUUGCAGCUUUUGUAAAUAAACAACUUCUCAAAUAUUAUAAGAUACUUGUGCAUCAAUAAUUAAUAAAGAGGAUCAAAACUCUUUGUUUUAUUGAAAAAACUUUUGAAUUUGUAUAUUUACUAUCUAUGGAAAAUGUGUAAAUACAAAGAACUGUAUAUUAUUAAUUGAUAAUGUUUGACUUAUUAUAGGACAUGAUUAAAGAUUAUUUUGAGACCAUUCUCAUGUGAAUGCCCAAAUUCAGAAAUUUAAGGUUACCCCAAGAUCAUCCAAAAUAAGGAUAAUUAAACAAAUCCAUUUUAUGUAUGUUUUGAAAUUUAGUUAUUUCUGAAAAUUACAUUAUAAAACCUUGUUUUUAAUUUUAUGUUUAGCAAUGAAUAUAUAUAUUAAAACUGUAUGAAAUUUCCAUCUGUGCAGCACAUUUGUCUAACUCUAUAGUGAAAGUGAAGUGUAGUUGAUUUUGGAUUUGCCAUUAAUGAUGUUAAGGGAAAGAUAUCCCUUUUCAUUUGUUAAUGAGAGAAUGAUGACAUGUUGGUUGGGAGUUGAGGUUACAGGGGUUUGUAUGACUUGUAUGUUUCUUUGGUUUAGUAUAGCAGGAAACAAGAAAAAAGUGAAUGACGAAGGGAAGGAAGACAGUGGUUUGGUUUCCUUCAGAUUGGAGGCCUUUUUGUGUCUUUGGUUUGGUUAAAUUUCUAAUAAUGUAAACUUGAAACAUGCAUUAUAAAGUAACUUAGGAUGAACACACUUACACUGAAUAAAAUUAUCCAGCUGAGCUUUAAUUCUAAAUCAAAAUGCAUAUUUUAAUAAAUCAUAACUGUACAUAUUGCACUUUAUUGAUUAAUUAAAUCCCAAACACAUAUUGCAUUUUUUUGAUUAAUUAAAUCCCAAACUUAAGUGUCUUUAUUAGUUGGGUCUUUUUUGUUGUUUUGCUGUCAGAUUUUUGUGUG